CACAUUAAAGUUUGCCAAGAAAAAUUAGUUCCUGUUUGGCAUUCCCCGUUUUGAAAACAGUUGUUCUGGAAUCCUCCUCAUUUUCACUUGUCACGCGUCAGUAGCGGCAGUCGCUAGUCGGAAACCGCAAGAACAUGAACCUGGGGCCUCGAAUCCUCCUCAUUGCUCUCGUGCUCGUGUUCUGCGCCCCAUUCUCCUCUUCUUCCAAACCCAAGAACCCGCUCCUCGGAAUCGCCCCCGAAGAUGAGAAGUAUUACACGUCUUCCGAUGUAAUACGAUGUAAAGACGGAUCCGGGAAAUUCAACAAGCCGCAGCUCAAUGAUGACUUUUGCGAUUGCGCUGAUGGCACCGAUGAGCCUGGUACAUCGGCGUGUCCGGGUGGGAAAUUUUAUUGUCGGAAUGCAGGACAUGUUCCUGUUUACUUGUUUUCAUCUAGAGUGAAUGAUGGAAUUUGCGAUUGCUGUGAUGGAACGGAUGAAUAUGAUGGUCAAGUAAAGUGUCCCAAUACCUGCUGGGAGGCUGGGAAUGUUGCUCGAGAUAGGCUGAAAAAAAAGAUUGCCACUUAUCAAGAGGGUGCCAAAUUGCGAAAGCAAGAAAUUGAACAAGCUAAAGUAGCUAUGGAGAAGGACGAAGCAGAACUUUCAAAAUUAAAAAGGGAAGAAAGUAUACUUAAAGGGAUUGUGAAACAGCUAAAGGAUCAUAAAGAACUAAUAGAAAAGGCAGAGGAGAAGGAACGAUUACAGAAAGAAAAAGAAGAGAAGCAGAAAAAGCAGUCUGAGGAGAAGGCUAAUGAAGCAAAAGAUACAGCUGAUGAAGAUAUGGGUCAUAGAGAUGAAACUGGAAAGCAUUCGGAUAUUGAAGACAAUGUUGUGGAAAAUAAUCAUGAUAAAAUAGAAAAUCUAGAGGGUUCUCCUGCAGAUCAGGAUGAAGCAGCAGAGAAAUUAGCAGAUGUACUUGAUAAUGAUGAUGAAGCCAGUGGUAGUCUUGGAAGUGCAGGAUCUUUGCUUAAUAAAGUGGAAGAGAAUGCAAAUGAAGCUGAGGAAGAACCGACUGUUAAAUCUGAAAAUGAUUUGAAGGUCGGAAACAAAGAGUCUUCAGAUGAAAUCAUCAAUACGGGGAAUGAUAUAUCUGAAAAUACUGAGGGAUUAUCAAGAGAAGAGUUGGGCCGGCUUGUUGCUUCACGUUGGACAGGAGAAAAUACUGAUAAGCAAAGUGCUGAGCCUGAUACGACAUUAGACAAUGAGGAGCAUGAAGAUCUUCCAAAGGGGACAAAUACUGAGGAGUAUGAAGGCUAUGCUUCUGAAACUGAUGAUGAAAGCCAUAAAUAUGAUGAUGAAGAUGAAAAUGAAAAUGAAAAUGAAAAUGAUGAAGAAUAUCGAGAGGAUGAGCAUGAUGACUUGGGUUCCUCCUACAAAUCAGAUUCUGAUACUGAACCAGACUUGUCAGAUAAUCCUUCUUGGUUAGAGAAAAUACAGAGAGCUGUACUGAAUAUUUAUCAGGCUGUUAAUUUAUUCCAGGCACCGGUGAACCAGACAGAUGCUGCUCGUGUACGCAAGGAAUAUGACGAAUCAAGUGCCAAGUUGACUAAAAUACAGUCUAGAAUAUCGAGUCUGACACAAAAGCUAAAACAUGAUUUUGGUCCAGCAAAGGAGUUUUAUUCAUUCUAUGAUCAUUGCUUUGAGGGAAAGGAGAACAAGUACACUUACAAAGUCUGCCCUUAUAAACAGGCUUCUCAGGAGGAGGGCUAUUCCACCACCCGUUUGGGGCGCUGGGACAAAUUUGAGGAUUCAUACAAAGUAAUGGUGUUUUCGAAUGGUGAUAAAUGCUGGAAUGGUCCUGAUAGGAGUUUGAAGGUCAAGCUAAGAUGUGGGUUGAAAAAUGAGAUUACUGACGUAGAUGAACCGAGCCGUUGCGAAUAUGUAGCUUUAUUAUCUACCCCAGCCCUGUGUCAAGAGGAAAAGCUGAAGGAAUUACAACACAAGCUAGACUUACUGAAUUCUGAACAACCAGAAAAACAUGACGAGUUGUAAACCACAGGAAUGGAUUUUAACAGGUAAUUUGAUGAUCAUAGAGCAACUCCAAAAGUGGUGCCCUUAAAUUUUGUAUGCUAGAGCUUACCCAAAUUUGAUAUCGGGUGGGGUUAGGGAGAGGCUAGGAAGGGGUUUGACUUGGGGUUGGUAAUCCUUAUGGCUGUCCGAGUUGGCAACAUUCUAAUAUGAGUAAUCCCAUUGCACAUUUUUCCUUUAUUGAACUCAAUUACGACACGGUCUCUGUGCCUCUCCUUGAAAUUUUCCAUUCCAUUGCGAAAGGGUGGAUAUUUAUACUAUGCAAGAUAUUAGACGGUCAAAAUUUCUUAAGCCAAUUUUUUUGUUAGAAUGAGUUCACGUUAUUAUUGACUUUCAGAUGGAUAAGUGGUUCCGUUCCUACAAUCUUCAUAUAUACUGAUGUGAUAUGUGGAAUUUGCA
Cajanus cajan (pigeon pea) is the source of this 2465-nucleotide messenger RNA. RefSeq names its product calmodulin-binding protein (gene PSL4). Gene Ontology annotation, cellular component: glucosidase II complex. Gene Ontology annotation, biological process: N-glycan processing. NCBI's taxonomy places the organism in Eukaryota, Viridiplantae, Streptophyta, Magnoliopsida, Fabales, Fabaceae. The record is from RefSeq and is a predicted model, not a curated record.